Messenger RNA from Pelobates cultripes (western spadefoot toad), 652 nucleotides. NCBI's taxonomy places the organism in Eukaryota, Metazoa, Chordata, Amphibia, Anura, Pelobatidae. The record is from the annotation of a GenBank genome assembly.
AUGGCAACUUUUGCCUAUACGGAGGGUGAUAUUAAUCGCAUUACGUCCGCCCUCAGAGGAGCCAGAGAGUUUCUAACAAGUGACAACGAACGGGGGAUAGCACAGAAACUUGAGAGAGAGUUAAAGAAAAAAUUAAGCUGGGAAUUACACAUCAGCACACUUGGUGAAUAUUUAAGACAAAAAAGAAUCCCAAGGGGAUUAAGGGUUAGACUACAUCCUACACUGUGCAGGGAUAACCCUGAACAUCGCACUGUGUGGUACAAGAUCUUAAAUAAAUGCUCAGUAGAUCUGAUGGUACUGACUAUUGAAUCUCUACAAAAAGAGCUGGUUAAACUAGUUAAGGAGAUAGCAACAGUCGAACAAGAAUUGGCAGCAGUAACAGCCUCAACUGAUCUUGAAACUCUGAAAAAACAGAUAGAAGAUAAAUUGAAGGAAUACCAGAAAGAAACAGAAGAGUUUAAAAAGAGAAAAUUUCAUAGGGACGAAUUAGAUUACCAGCGAGAUCAAGUAUAUUCGUGGUACACAAGGACAGACAAUAGAUCAUAUAGACCCAAUAGGGAUAUAAAUUCACAGAAAUGGCGUUCGGACACAGAAGGAGUUACAUCUUCUUCCUCUGCCUCCUCAUCAUCAGGAGUGACUUUUUUAGAGAGAG